AUGGAUACCCUCCGAGUGGUCAACUUCAGGUCGGCCGAGGCCUUCGAGACAAGCCCUAUUUUCAAGGGCGACAAGCAUCCUGACUACGAUCUUGUCGUCGAUGUCGGCACAUAUGACGGAGCUGACUUCACCAUCCCAGCGUACAAGAAAGGGUACACGGUGUUCUCCUUCGAGCUGAGUCCCCAAAACCAGGCCCUCACCCUCGAUAACUUUGCAAAGCUGGGACUGGCUCCGGGCAAAGACUACACCGUUGUCGAUGUUGUUCCCGGCACUGUUCCUGACGUCAAUACAUCCAAGCGACCACACAUCUACUUCUUCAAGGCCGGUGCCUCGAACCGAACCGUUGGCGUCAGCGCCGCCAAAGACGGCGUCUUCACCGAAGUUUCGCAUACCCCCGGCUCCCUCCCGAUCGUCCGCAUCGACGACAUCAUCCAGCCAAACGAGCGGGUGUAUUUGUUCAAGGUUGACGCUCAGGGCCACGAGUAUCCCGUCACCGACGGGGCUCGUCAACUGCUCCAAAACAACGUCCACUCGUUGCAAAUCGAGUUCUGGCCCACGGGAAUCCAGAAGAACGGAGAUGAUCCCAAGAAGCUCCUCCACAACAUCUACGACUGGGGAUACCAGUGCUUCGAUAUGGGCUUCCACUCGGACUACAUUCCGUACAACCGCCCAUCGGAUAUCAGUGGGUUCGUUGAUCAUCUUCUCACUGUGCCGCCGUCCAAAGACCCCAUCGGAGGCUGGGAGGACAUGAUCUGCAUCAAGUAG
Molecule: messenger RNA, 765 nt
Organism: Polychytrium aggregatum
Lineage: Eukaryota; Fungi; Chytridiomycota; Chytridiomycetes; Polychytriales
Product: S-adenosyl-L-methionine-dependent methyltransferase
Exons: 4
Coding region: 1-765 (254 amino acids)
Source: RefSeq, a predicted model, not a curated record